This is a messenger RNA of Oncorhynchus mykiss (rainbow trout), 1232 nucleotides long. RefSeq names its product Peroxiredoxin (gene tdx). Lineage: Eukaryota; Metazoa; Chordata; Actinopteri; Salmoniformes; Salmonidae. Gene Ontology annotation, biological process: removal of superoxide radicals; cellular response to stress; cell redox homeostasis. The record is from RefSeq and is marked provisional. Gene Ontology annotation, molecular function: thioredoxin peroxidase activity. Gene Ontology annotation, cellular component: cytosol.
GGGUUUAGAAACUCUGUGCUAUACAUUUUCCACGAUCUGUUGCCACUUGAUUGUGCACUUUCUUUGACACAAACUCAGACACCUGUACUAUUUCUUAUUACUUGUGUGUCGGUGACCUAAGAAAGUAGCAAUAGCAUGUGUACCUCUACACUCUACUGACAGUCAAACUGACACUAUCAAACUGCUGACAGACUAGGUGGAGUAGACUAGACUGUAGAGAGGGGUAAUUGAUCAGACAGCCUAAGCUAGUUUGGUUGUUGGCUGUGUGAACUGCAGUGUUAUUUUAUUAGGCUAUUGUAGACUACACGUUUUAUCUUACAAUGUUUGGAAUGCAGUAGAUUGAUAGAAGAACAGUUUAAUGUUUAAUACUAGCUUUAACUCUACCAAACUCAUAUCUGAAGUUCAUGUUUCAUGCGAUGUCCAGGUCUCUCUCCCCCUCCUGUGCAGGAUCAACACAGAGAGGAAAGACAGUCUGGGCCCUAUGAAGAUCCCUCCGCUGGCUGACCCCACCCAGGCCAUCUCCAGGGACUACGGAGUGCUGAAGGAGGAUGAGGGCAUAGCCUACAGAGGUCUGUUUGUGAUUGAUGACAAGGGCAUCCCGAGACAGAUCCCCAUCAACGACCUGCCAGUGGGGUGCUCUGUGGAUGAGACACUGCACCUGGUGCAGGCCUUCCAGCACACUGACAAGUUUGGAGAGGUGUGCCCAGCAGGAUGGAGACCAGGGAGAGACACCAUCGUCCCAAACGUCCAGAAGAGCAAGGAGUUUUUCUCCAAACAGAACUGAUCCAUCCACACCUCCUUAGAGGUGCUACGUCUAUACAGGGUACUAACUGAGCACUUACUGUUGUUAGCUGGAUCGCUGACUGACUGAGUCUGCUGAUCGCAUUGAUUCUGUGUAAACUACACUGUCAGUGGGGAUGUGUUUUGUGAGACUUCUUGAAAAUGAUAUAUUAUUUGUGUAUUAGGCUUGAUGUUGGUUCCAUCAUUGGGCUUAUUUUACUGCUGUUGUCUAGUGAUUUUUAAUUUUUAAAUGAUCUAAUUUUUACUUAACACUUAUUUUUUUAAUUAAAACUGCAUUGUUGGUUAAGGGCUUGUAAUUAAGCAUUUCACUGUAAUGUCGUAUUCUGUGCAAGUGACAACUAACAUUUGAUUUGAUUACAAUUCUAACAGUGCUAUGUGAGUCUUUUGUUGAUGAACUUGAAUGUUAAUAAAAAAAAACAGAAUUUAUAGCU